AUGCCUCGCAAGGGCAUCUCAAAAGCGCCUCAGGAGGCCCGCAAGGUCAAAUGCGACGAGGGCCGUCCCGAGUGCUCCAGGUGCAAAAAUGCCGGCAAGAAGUGCCAGGGAUAUCAGCCCCCGCCCGUCGGCUAUUUCACCUGGGACGACCUGCUCUCCGCCGGCCUCCGGCCAGCCCUGCCUGCCGUGCCCGAGGCUGGCUCACUUGAGCUCCGGAACAUGGCAUUCUACCGCCACGUCGUGGCGCCGUCCGUGGGCGGGCCAUUUAAGAGCACCUUUUGGACCGAGACGGUGGCCGAGCUGAUGCACAGAGAGCCCGCUGCGCGGCACGCAAUCCAGGCCAUCAGCUCUCUUUAUGAACGCAGCAGUCUCGGCCUCAGCGACGGGCCCGCCAUACCAUAUGAGGACCGUCAGCUUGCCGUGACGCACUACAAUGCCGCCAUCAGGCAUCUCGUCUCGCCAGCCGGGUCGAGCUCCAAGGACACGGUGAUGCUUGUUUGUAUCCUCUUCAUAUACAUCGAGUUUAUGCGAGGCGACAAUGAGAGUGCCACGACUCACAUCCGCCACGGCAUCACGCUGCUCAACUCAUAUAACGCCAGGGAGGAUAUUGCCCGCACCUUCCUCCACCUCAGCAUUUUCCCCUACUUUUUCAUCGAGGGCGUCACCGACUUCCCGCUUCUGCGAGAGGUGGACUGCGGGCCUUGCCCUGACAGCUUGAGCCUGAACGACGCCCACUUCUGGCUCGACCCGCUGUUGCUGCGAACCGUUCGGCUGGUGCGUAUGGCCAACCAGCACCGCCUUGGGCUGCCCGAGGUACAUAGCCUCGAGUACGUUGUACAAGCCGCACCGGUCCUCGACGCAGAUCUCGACAGGUGGUGGUCCGCCUUUGCUCCGCUGCAAGAUGAGUGGCGCCAGGACGACCGGCACCGAACCACCCUGCUUCUCUUGGAAGCGAGGUGGCUUUCCGCCAAGAUGCGGGUAGCGACGCAGCUCGAUGUCUCCGAGACCAUCUGGGACUCCCAGCUGGACCGAUUCCGCCGUCUUGUCGACAUCGGCCGACAGGCGCGAGCGGCCGAGAAGCUAUCCGGAUGGACAAGCCGAAAGUUCGCCUUCGUCAUGGGCUUCUGCCCACUCCUCUUCUGGGCCGCACAUAAGUGCCGCUUCCUCAGGCUCCGUGUUUCUGCGCUGAACUUGUUCGAGACGCUUUGCUGGGCACGCGAGACGGCCUGGGACCGUGCCAUGUUGCACGGUCUGGCGAAGAAGAUAAUCGAGGUCGAGCACGGCAUCGAGCUGACGCCCGACAAAGUCAGAGAGCUGUCUGUGGCGGUCGAUAACGGCGACGACGACGAGCUCGCACUGCCGGCUGACAGACGGCGUGUUGGUCUAUUCUUCAUGCAAGGCGACGUGGAACUCUCGACAGCCGAAGACGGCACGCCGAUCGGCCGCAGGAAGAUUCUUCUCCACUUGCAUAGCUCGACCGGUGCCAUGGAGCCUCACGAGUGCUGGAUGGAACUACGAUAG
Purpureocillium lilacinum is the source of this 1521-nucleotide messenger RNA. NCBI's taxonomy places the organism in Eukaryota, Fungi, Ascomycota, Sordariomycetes, Hypocreales, Ophiocordycipitaceae. The record is from RefSeq and is a predicted model, not a curated record.